Molecule: messenger RNA, 2831 nt
Organism: Nymphalis io (European peacock)
Lineage: Eukaryota; Metazoa; Arthropoda; Insecta; Lepidoptera; Nymphalidae
Gene: Zip71B
Product: zinc transporter ZIP10
Exons: 4
Coding region: 238-1653 (471 amino acids)
Biological process (GO): zinc ion import across plasma membrane; intracellular zinc ion homeostasis
Cellular component (GO): membrane
Molecular function (GO): zinc ion transmembrane transporter activity
Source: RefSeq, a predicted model, not a curated record
UCGCAUACUUUACUUCGACUUAAGAAGUCGCCUGUUUAACAUUUAAUCCGGUUCGUGAUUUCGUUAGCGAUUAUCACGGAUAAAUAAACAAAAUAGCGCAGGUCGAAUAAGCGUGCUCGUAACGUGGCGCGUCAUAUCAGGUCGGCCGAGUCAUACGAAGUUGAUCGGUUGAUAGUGUUGUGCGGAGACGCGAGACCGGCGCCGGCGCACCGGCCACCUGCGCACUCAGUCACUACUAUGUUGACAACGUGCGCCAUCGUCCUCUUAGCGGCAGACGCGUUCUACGCCGCCAAUCUUCAAACAUUAGAUAUAGACGUGAACAACACCCUUCCAGCUGAAAAAUACUUUAUAGACAAGAUAUUUGAUAAAUAUGGCGAUAAAGGAGUCAUUACAUUUGAGGGCUUCGAGCAUUUGCUGGAUAGUCUCGGCUUGGGAGGUCGCGUCUUCAGCUCCCCACACGAUCUCGCUCUUCAUCGAAUCAAUGGUAGCUUUCAACAACUGCACGAUACUCAGCACCGACACAAGAGAUCGGCCCCAUCUUUACCAAUAUUGAAGAAAUCAUGCCUAUCUCCAAAAGAAAUAUUAGAAAUAUAUGGAAUGGAAAACGAGCCUGGUGUUAUAACCAUAAAUCCAAAAACAUUUUUAGAAAUGUGUCCUGCUCUUGUAUAUCAGUUAGAUCAAAGAUCUUGUUACAAGACAGAUGCACCAACACCAAAACUCGAUAGGGUUUGGACGUGGAUAUAUGCAAGUUUAAGCAUUCUAGUAAUUAGUGCUACUGGAUUGUUAGGAGUUGCUAUAGUACCUAUGUUAAAGUCCGUAAUCUUCAGCCAUGUAAUCCAUUUCUUGGUAGCCGUUGCCGUGGGUACUUUGUGUGGUGACGCACUUCUACAUCUUAUGCCUCAUGCACUUAAAUCACAUGGAUCACCAAAUGAACCUCAAGAAGAAACCGAUGUUAUCCUUAAAUGUAGCGUAACCUUCUUAACAAUUUUAAUAUUCUACUCCGUCGAAGCUAUCAUGCAACUGCUUAACGGGGGCCAUUCCCAUUCUCACGAUGCAUCAAACAAAUCCGUGGAAGAAUUGAAAGUAGAAUCUGCAAAACAGAUAGAGCCAAUAGAGCUUGGUGCAAUGAUGCCUGGAUCGCCACCACCACCAGUUGAGCGCCCAAUGACGUCAACCGCUCUCAUGGUCAUAGUUGGUGAUGGAUUGCAUAAUCUAACUGAUGGUCUUGCGAUUGGAGCAGCAUUUAGUGGAGAUCCAGUGACGGGCUUUGCAACAGCACUUGCGGUAUUCUGCCACGAACUUCCACAUGAGUUAGGGGAUUUCGCAGUAUUACUCCGUUCCGGCAUGAGUAUAAAGCGUGCUCUAUAUUAUAAUUUACUUUCUUCAGCCCUUAGUUUUAUGGGAAUGGCAGGAGGUAUCUGGCUUGCAGAAGAUCACGAAUCUGCCUCGCAGUGGAUAUAUGCUGCGACCGCUGGUACAUUCUUCUAUAUUGCAUUAGCGGACUUAAUACCAGAAAUAAAUGAAAACAAUAAAGGGAAAAGUGUGCAUUUAGUACUCGCUGUUCUCGGUUUUCUUACUGGCGGUAUAAUUAUGCUACUUAUAGCCCUCCAUGAGGAUUCUAUACAGAAUCUUUUCCGAAAUUCCGAACAAUAAUAAAGAAGUGUACCGUAUCAUGUGAUAAUAAUUAUCGGUAACUACUCAUGAUGGUUGUUAAAUUUAUUUGUAAAAACUUAGAUAAACUUAGACGUAAGUGUUAUUAUUAAGUUGAACUUAAAAACUGAACUGCUCAAAUAAGAUUUGAACAUUAUUAUGAACUGAAAAUAAAAUGUAUACAUUCCAAGCAUUACAUAUUUAAACUACCUAAGUAUUUAACGAAGUUAUCUAUGAUUUUGUUUUAAUACUUUCUGUAUUAAUUUAUAAGUAUAUUUAAGUUCUAUUAUGUCUAAUAUUGAUGGUUUGUCUUCCAAUGACUAUAUGAGAAAGCAUGUAUGUUGUCUUUGUAAAUAAGAAUGCUAUGAAAAAAAAUAAAUUCUAGACAUAAGUUUACGUGUUUUAAGUGACCAUGGUAAUCGAAUAAGAAGUGUUUAAGUUAUAUUUUGUGCAUAAUGUUAUUGAACAAAUUAAAUAAAAUGGUUUGUUCGUUUUAAAACAUAAUACUUAAGUAUUAAUUUAUCUUCCUUAUCUUUCAAAACUUAAAAAGUAUUUUAUAAUUAUUGUACACAAACGAUUAACCAUUAUUGCAAUAGGACGACAAGCAAGCAAAUGGGCUGCUUGCUGGUAAGUGGUACCUUCGCCCAAUGACAGUGGCACUGCAAUAAGUGUAAACCAUUGUACACUGCCUAUGAACUAUCAUGGGAUCUAAUAUUUUAUAUACCUCGUGAAGCCUGUAACAUGACUGAUGAUGCAAAAAUUUAAAAAAAAAAUAUGGAUUUUAAAAAUUAGAAGCUCUUGUCAUAUCUAUUGCUACCUAAAAAUAAGAUUAAAUUGAACAUACAGCGUAUUGUCGGAUGAACUAUCGUUCGUUCCUGUAAACAAACUUUUCAGUGUGCAUACGUAGCAGUUUGAGUUUAAAACAAAUACUGAACAUUGGCCGUUUGUAAAUUAUCUGUGCAUUUUUUUGAAAUUUAACAAAAUGAAGUUAAUAAAAUGAUAACUAUUUAUCUGCCUCUAUCUACUACCAUGAAAUGGUACUUUGAAAUAAAAAGAAUAGUAUGUGUUUUUGGAACUAUGUCUUCUGUUCGGAUCUUCUCGAGCAGCAGCAGAUUUAUCAAUUAAAUACAACAAUGAAGAUGAGCCGAGAUGGCCCUGUAGUUAGAAUACUUGAAUCUGAC